Molecule: messenger RNA, 393 nt
Organism: Desarmillaria tabescens
Lineage: Eukaryota; Fungi; Basidiomycota; Agaricomycetes; Agaricales; Physalacriaceae
Product: thioredoxin-like protein
Exons: 4
Coding region: 1-393 (130 amino acids)
Cellular component (GO): cytoplasm
Molecular function (GO): protein-disulfide reductase activity
Source: RefSeq, a predicted model, not a curated record
AUGGCUUCCUUCAGGUUCCUCGCAUCUCGUCUCUCUCGGCGUCACUUUUCUACUACCCCGCGCCGCUUCGAGCACUACAUCGAUGCCGACUUUCACUUCCCGGAAGAACGCAUCGUUCUCAUUGACUUUUACGCACACUGGUGCCAGCCAUGCAAAGUCCUUUCUCCCAUCCUCGAACAACUCACCGAGGAUCCUUCCACCAAAACCGUGUCCCGCCAGCCAUUGGAUCUAGUCAUCAUUAACAGCGAUACCGAGGAUGGGCGGGAGCUCUGUCAGCGGUUCAAGGUACGCGCACUUCCAACCGUUGUGGCGUUCCAAGGAGGCAAAGCCAUCAAGACAUUUACCGGCGCGCUGAGGGAACGCCAAGUCCGCCAGUUUUUAAGGGAGAUAUGA